CUUCGCCGACGCACUUUCGUCCGUUCCCUCGCCUUGUGAAGACACAACACAACAACACUGUUGGCAAACUGCUGCUGCUACAGCAACAACGUCGACACAUACUCAUGCACACGCACACACGACGCGCGGCUUUGAAAAGAAAUCGAGUUUUUCCGUCGUACACACACCAUCCACACGGACAGCAGCCACCGCGCACACACAGGCGCAAAGGUGUUGCUUGUUUGUUAGCCGCACCACAGUCAGUCCAAAAGUUACGUUCAUUCAGUUCACUCGGUCUUUGUGAAGCGUUGUCGUCGUAGUCGUUGUCGUGUUGUGCGCUGCGCUUAUCCACACACCGUCUUUCUCGCCUGCCUGUUGCCCGAUAUCAAACGCAGUGUGCUAAUAACAAAAUAAUAAUUAUUUUCCAUAUUUUGAAACGUGUUCAUCUUCGUGCGAGUACGCAAAUAUUGUGCCGUUGCGAACUUGGCGUGUUCUUUUCGCAAGCGAAAUUAGUAAGCGUGUUGAUGAUUUGACGCCCAAAAUUCAAUUGAAAAAGCGACUGUGUCGAGAAAAGUGUGCAAAAGAGCGAGGGUUUCGCAAAAACCCCGCAAAAAAAUUAUUUAAAAAUAUUAAUAUUAAAACAAAAACAGCAAAAUUUGCAAAAAAUUGCAAAAAAUGUGCAAGCAGAAAUGAAACAAUAGCGAAGUUAUAAAAACAGCAAACAGCAUCAGAGCUUAAAUGCAAAGUGUGGCAGCUUAGGCGGCAUAAAAGUGUUGUUGCGAAUUCAAUUGUGUUCAAAGCAAGCAAAAAACGCAAAAAAAAUACAUAUAAACAUCUAACAUUGUGUACAUUUUAUCGUUGGUUAGUACAAUAAAACCAAUAAAACCGUAGACAAGUUUGAAAAAAAGUUGUAAACUCAUAACUCCUUCAGUGUAUUUCAUACAACAACAAAUAGCAGCAUUGGAUUACAUAUUUACAUACCUAGCUGACAGAAAACUUGUCUUAAAUCCAUAAAACACCGCAAAAACAACAUCGUCAUUGUGUGUCUUUGUGCCAAGUACUCAUAAUAAUUGUGCUAGUAUUCUCCAAAAAUAUAUAAAUACGAAAACUUAUAGUUUACUUGUGUGAAAAGUGACAUUUCAGUCAACAAAUCAGUGUACCGAUGCCAGCAAAUUUGGAAUACUCAUAAGCUAAGAGCCGUCGCAACUGCAAGCUACAAACGCGCCGUUAGCCAAGUGCAAGCAAAGCCGCCUCAGCGCGAGAAAUAUAGUUUGGUUCCCGACCGUUAACCGCACAGCUAUCACAAUGGCGCUGCACUCGACAGAAGCCUUAAUGGCUGCGGGUUUUCUGAAAUCCGGCGAUUUAGGCCAUCAUCCGCACAGCUAUGGCGGCCCGCAUCCACAUCAUUCGGUGCCGCACGGGCCGCUGCCACCAGGAAUGCCGAUGCCUUCGUUAGGACCCUUCGGAUUACCUCACGGUUUAGAAGCUGUUGGGUUCUCCCAAGGUAUGUGGGGUGUGAAUACAAGAAAGCAGAGACGUGAAAGAACCACAUUUACACGCGCCCAAUUGGACGUAUUGGAAGCGUUAUUUGGUAAAACACGCUAUCCGGACAUAUUCAUGCGAGAGGAAGUGGCGCUGAAGAUCAAUCUACCCGAAUCCAGAGUACAGGUUUGGUUUAAAAAUCGGCGCGCCAAAUGUCGCCAACAACUGCAGCAGCAACAGCAAUCAAAUAGCCUUAACAGUUCGAAGAAUGUCAGCUCCGGCUCCGGCUCCGGCUCCUGCUCUACAUCGCGCAACACAUCGAAUAGCGGCAAUAGCAACAACAAUUCCAGCUCAUCCAAUGCCAACAAAUCGAGUUCACACUCAUCGCAUUCCACGUCCGGCGGCAGCGGCGGCAAUAAAUCUGGCAACUCCUCGGGCGCCGGCGGCAAUGCGAAUAAUCCGAACAAUGCCGGCGGUUCAUCAGCAGCAGCGGCCGCAGCCGCCGCCGCCGUCGCACAGUCUAUAAAAUCCCAUCACAGUUCCUUCCUAAACGCUUCCGCCUCGGGCUCAGCGGUAACGCCCACCUCCGGUUCGGCCGUUUCGUCGCACGCACACUCAACACAUCCGCAUCACAUGUCCGCCGGUGGUGGCAUCAAUUCGCUAGCGUCCGGCCCAUCCGUGGCCACGGUGAAUUCACUGAACGCCUCAGUGGCUGCGCAUCAAAACUCCUCACCACUGUUGCCCACACCCGCCACCUCCGUGAGUCCCGUCAGCAUUGUCUGCAAGAAGGAACACAUCAGCGGCGGCUACCCUGGCGGUCCGGUCGGCAAUGACGGCUCUUUGCGUUCCACCUACGACACAUUGAAGGACGGCGGCGGCGACAUCAGCAGCAGCGCCAUACAUCAUCACAGCAUCUAUGGCACUGCGGCCGCGACGAAUCCACGUUUGGUGCAACCCGGUGGCAAUAUAACACCGAUGGAUUCGAGCUCCAGCAUCACAACACCAUCACCGCCCAUCACACCCAUGUCACCACAAUCGGCCGCCGCUGCAGCACAUGCCGCACAAAGCGCACAGUCGGCGCAUCACUCGGCCGCCCAUUCGGCGUACAUGCCGAAUCAUGAUUCGUACAAUUUCUGGCAUAAUCAAUAUCAACAGUAUCCCAACAACUAUGCACAGGCGCCGAGCUACUACUCGCAAAUGGAGUAUUUCAGCAACCAGAAUCAGGUCAACUACAAUAUGGGCCACACCGGCUACAGCGCCUCGAAUUUCGGCCUAUCACCUAGUCCCUCGUUCACCGGCACCGUGUCGGCGCAGGCCUUCUCGCAGAACAGCCUGGACUACAUGUCGCCACAAGACAAGUACGUGAACAUGGUGUAGAAUCUGCUGAUGCAAUAUUGCA
Bactrocera tryoni is the source of this 2860-nucleotide messenger RNA. RefSeq names its product homeotic protein ocelliless (gene oc). The coding region runs from base 1285 to 2838 and encodes 517 amino acids. Gene Ontology annotation, biological process: regulation of transcription by RNA polymerase II. Gene Ontology annotation, molecular function: RNA polymerase II cis-regulatory region sequence-specific DNA binding; DNA-binding transcription factor activity, RNA polymerase II-specific. Gene Ontology annotation, cellular component: nucleus. The record is from RefSeq and is a predicted model, not a curated record. The transcript has 4 exons. NCBI's taxonomy places the organism in Eukaryota, Metazoa, Arthropoda, Insecta, Diptera, Tephritidae.